AUGCCAAUUAGCGAGAAGAAGGAGAUUCAGCCAGAAGGUACAAUCGAAAACCAUACCAUCAGUCAGACCUAUCAAGACUCCAUUCUUAAGGAAGGAGGUUUACAGGAUUAUUGGAAGACCCUAAGCUGGUUUGACUCGAUAGCCAGACAAGGAAAUCCUAACGCUCAAUGUAAUUUAGGCUACAUGAACUAUUAUGGCAAAGGGACACCCCAGAGUUAUUCGCAUGCCACUGACUGGUUUUCCCUGUCAGCCGAGAAAGAAAUGGCCGCCGCUCAGAGUAAUCUAGGUUGCCUGUACGAAGACGGCAAAGGGGUUAAGCAGGACUAUUCGAAAGCCAUCGAGUGGUAUCUCAAGGCAGCCAAUCAGGGAAACGCCAUUGCUCAAAGCAGUCUAGGUUACAUGUACUCUCGUGGCAAAGGAGCUAAACAAGACUGCUCAAAAGCCAUCGACUGGUGUCUCAAAGCUGCCCACUAA
Molecule: messenger RNA, 474 nt
Organism: Lobosporangium transversale
Lineage: Eukaryota; Fungi; Mortierellomycota; Mortierellomycetes; Mortierellales; Mortierellaceae
Exons: 1
Coding region: 1-474 (157 amino acids)
Molecular function (GO): protein binding
Source: RefSeq, a predicted model, not a curated record